Messenger RNA from Phytophthora infestans T30-4, 411 nucleotides. RefSeq lists its product as uncharacterized. The record is from RefSeq and is a predicted model, not a curated record. The transcript is spliced from 3 exons. The coding region runs from base 1 to 411 and encodes 136 amino acids. NCBI's taxonomy places the organism in Eukaryota, Oomycota, Peronosporomycetes, Peronosporales, Peronosporaceae.
AUGCUUUCGGUAUCUGUCACGGGCACAUGGAAUGGAACGGAGAUGCUCUUUCCCCGUGACCCGAAGCACAUUUACGCUAAUCCGCUGAACCCAUCUAUAUGUCCAGUGCUGGCUAAAGCUAUGUUUUGGGCAACCUCAUCGUUCGAUGGUAGUGAUCUUCUAUUUCCUGGGAACAGUCAAUAUGAGCGAUUCCGCAAAUGUCUACAUCGAUUAUUCGACCGAGACGACACAGCUGAGGAGCUACGCCGGCGUGGUAUUAGCGGCGAUGACCUCGGCACCCACUCUAUGAGGAAAGGAGCCGCGACGUUCUGCGCAUCUGGCUCAACGGCAUGCCCGUCGUCGACAGCAGUACAUUUGAGAGCUGGAUGGCGAUAUGCACGUGGGACGAACUGUGUCUGGUCUCCCUCCUGA